AUGAUCGCGACAUUGCUAUUGGUGGGUUUCAUCGGGCUGGUGAUCUAUAGACUCCUGGCUGAGGAGGAGAAUCCUCUGGACAAUUUGCCUGGACCGCCACGGAAGCCGAUCGUAGGAUGUGUCUUCGAAUUCCUGAAUCUUACUCCACGUGUGAUGUUCAAGAAAAUGCGUCUGUACAGCGAGGUGUAUGGAGGCCGCUACAUAGUUAAAAUAUUACGAAGAAGGAUUCUACAUCUUCACAAUGUUAAUGAUGUUGAGAUCGUGUUGUCUCACCCGAGGAACAUAAAGAAGAGUAAGCCAUACAGCUUCUUGGAAGGCUGGCUUGGCACUGGACUGUUACUCAGUUCUGGUGCAAAAUGGCACAGACGUCGCAAGAUCCUGACUCCAACUUUCCACUUCAACAUUCUGAAGAACUUCACCAACGUGAUGGAGGAGAGGAGUCGAGGACUGGUAGACAAGCUGAAGGAGUACGACGGCAAGGAAGUUAACCUCAUGCCGGUCAUCAGUGAUUGUACCCUGUAUACUAUUUGUGAAACUGCAAUGGGUACUCAAUUAGACUCUGAUUCUUCUACAAAGACCCAAGAAUAUAAGACAGCUAUCCUGCAAAUUGGGGGGCUACUCAUGGGUCGUCUCACAAGAGUAUGGCUGCACAAUGAGUAUAUCUUCCGAAAAUUCCCAAUGGGUAAGCAGUUCGAGAAAUGUCUAGAGAAAGUUCAUUCUUUUGCUGAUAACGUAAUAAUGGAGAGGAAGAAGAAUUGGAAACCUGGACAGAGUAAUGCGGGAGAAGAUGAUAUAGGUGGAAAAAAGAGGUUGGCCAUGUUGGACGUACUGUUAGAAGCUGAGAGGAAAGGAGAAAUUGAUUUAGAGGGAAUAAGAGAAGAAGUUAAUACGUUUAUGUUUGAGGGACACGACACUACAGCAAUGGCUCUCGUUUUUGGACUUAUGUUGCUAGCAGACCAUCCAGAAGUACAGGAACGUAUUUACGAAGAAUGUCAGACGAUCCUGGGUGAUUCAGACACAACUCCAACGAUGUCUGAUCUGGCUGAAAUGAAGUAUCUGGAGGCAGUUAUUAAAGAAAUCUUAAGACUGUAUCCGAGUGUGCCGUUCAUUGCCCGGGAGGUGACUGAAGACUUUAUGUUGGGAGAUGUCCUGGUAAAGAAAGGUACAGAAGUAUCAAUCCACAUAUACGACCUGCAUCGUCUGCCAGAAUUGUAUCCAGACCCGGAGGCUUUCAAGCCAGAACGAUUCCUCAAUCAACACCCGACACAUCCCUAUGCCUUUGUGCCUUUUAGUGCUGGACCUCGGAAUUGUAUAGGUCAAAGAUUCGCGUUGUUGGAAAUGAAAUGCAUGCUGAGUGGAGUUUGUCGUAAGUUCAAGCUGUCACCCAUUGUCCCGGGAGAAAGGCCAAAACUCCUCGCCGAUAUGGUGCUGAGACCAGUCGGACCUGUCUGCGUCAAGAUGCAUCAAAGAUAG
This is a messenger RNA of Spodoptera littoralis (African cotton leafworm), 1473 nucleotides long. NCBI's taxonomy places the organism in Eukaryota, Metazoa, Arthropoda, Insecta, Lepidoptera, Noctuidae. The record is from the annotation of a GenBank genome assembly.